Trichobilharzia regenti is the source of this 2244-nucleotide messenger RNA. The record is from the annotation of a GenBank genome assembly. Lineage: Eukaryota; Metazoa; Platyhelminthes; Trematoda; Strigeidida; Schistosomatidae.
AUGGAGCAGAGUCAAACUGUGUCUAGUCCCAAAGUCUCCAAAAGUACUGUUUCUGAUUAUCAGAAGACUCAUAAACGUGCUGAACUUGAACGUCAACGCUUAGCAAAACAGCAUCAGAAGGAGCAGGAAAGAAAACAAAAGAUUUUGGAGAGGGAGAGGCAACAGCGGGAAAAGCAGGAGAAGAAAGAGGCUGAAGAACGCGAGAAAGAGGAAAAACGUCUGAAACGGAAGGAAGAACAGCGCAAAAAAGAAGAGGAAAAGGAAUGUGAACGCAGGAAAAAAGAGGAGGAAAAACGCAAAAAAGAAGAAGAAAGAUUGCAAAAGGAACAAGAGAAGAAAAGGGAAGAAGAGUUGAAAAUUCAAAGGGAAGAAAAACAGAGAGCAGUCUUAUUGGGAUUUCUCGUGAAAUCAGAUAACAAGAAGGAGACUACUGCAGGUGCUGGUACGGACUGUGGACCUUUCAUACAAUUUGAAGUACGAAAAGAUAUGAAAAUGGCCCCUAUUCAUAGAAUGUCACAUGAGUUAUUAUGCCAAAAGCGAAACAACAUCGAUAAUCUUAGAAAAACUUGGGCAGAGGAAUCUAACAGGGAUGCAGCAUCGUCACUUGGUCUAGUCGUAUUUGGAAAAGCUAACUAUCUUAAUGAACUCCGGACAGGACAGAUACGACCAUUAUCCUAUCCAAAUACAUGGCCAAUAGAACCGCCUGAUGUUCAGCUUCUUGGGGGGAAUUCGUAUGGCCCUGUAGAUCCUUUAGCUUUGAAACAGCAUGGUAAUCGCGGUGGUGGUGGAACUGUAUGGCUUCGUGCCAAACUAUUUCAGUUCGUGGAAAAUUACCGACCAGCCUACUAUGGAACUUGGAGACGUCGUAGCCGUAUUGUUACAGGUCGUAGACCUUUCGCUCGCGACGAUUAUCAACUUGAUUAUUCAAUAGAUUCAGAUGAUGAAUGGGAAGAGGAAGAGCCUGGUGAGAGCAUCACUCAGUCUGAUAAUGAAGAUGAGGAGGAAGAGGAAGAAAAGGAAGAUGAUGAAGAUGAUGACGAUGAUGACCGAUUCUUUGUUCCCCAUGGUUAUUUGUCUGAUGACGAGGGUGUUGCGGCUGAAGAAAACGAAGGUCCAAUUCCUGAUGAGAUGAAACAGUUACGCCAACUGUUGUCUGUUGCUGAAUAUGAGGCUGCCAUCGUCGUGGACUGCAACAAUCUUGAAGAGAACAAAGAAAAUAUUGAAUUAUCUGAAAGGUGUAUUGUCAGUAAACAUAUCAACGAAAAGACUGAAUUCACACUAAUGAGAUCUGUCCUUAGCGUGUAUCGGAUACAUGCAUGGACAACUAAUUUACCGAUUUCUGUUGAAGUAGAUACUGUUGCCACGACACCUUCAAGACGAUUGAAAAAAUCACUACCUGAGGAAGCCAUGCCGUAUUUCAUUCAUCUUGUUCAUCGGAGUCCUUUGGGGAAGCAUAAGUUAGCUUUUGAAUUCCGUGUCUUCUGGUAUCGUCAAACAACGGGUAGUUUACCUGAAUGUCUUCAGUAUAUGGAAUACAAAAAGCAUAAUUCUACUGUGAUGGGAUCAUCUGUUUCACGAGGUCCUGUUUAUUCUGGUCCUUCUUGGGAUAAUUUACCAUUAAGUCAGUCGGUUGUACUAUCCAAAUUAGCAGAAAUCGCUGUCUUUUCAGAGGGAAGGUGGAUGGUAAACGCUGAGGCGAUUCAGAAAUAUGCCUCACGUUUAUGCACUUUGUGCAAUAUUCAGGAGUUACGCAAUACGGAAAAGGUUGAUAAAGAUUACCUAAAUAGUUUCGUAUUCCCCUCAUGGCAGUACCUAACUGAUGUAGCAGCAACCAGUAUAAGGGGGAACCGGGUAUCUGUCAGUCGCCGACCUAUAGAGAUACCUCCCGUCACAGAUUGUCUGCCAGAUUCAGAUCGAAGUGCUGACGAUUGUAUAUCUGUAUUAAAGCCAUUGGAUUCAUCAAAUAUAGUAGUCCCUGCCGAACAGUCAGAAAAAGAAUCAGUUCAGAUAUCUGACCAGUUUAUUUCAUCAAACAGAUGCGAUGGAGACGAAAAGGACGCUAACGUACUUACAAAAAUCAGUCAUGAAAAUGUUCCCCCUAAAGCUAUGGUUUCAGCUCAAACAACAGUUCGAAAGAGAGUCACUUUAGAUGCAUUCCUUAAACCUCCCGCAAAGCGAUCGAACAAUGUUUCUUCUGAAAUGGUUUCCUUAGUUGAAGAUAGUGUUAUAACUGAUCUUAAAUGA